AUAAUUUUACAAGUGCUUUCUUUUUAGUUUCUAAACAUUUGUUCACAUAUGGCCAAUACUAAAUUACAGGCAAAUAAAAUACUACUAUUCAAUUUAUCCAUAUAGUACAUUUAUGCACAAAUGCACACAUAUCAUAAUGCAUAAAUCAUAUAAACAAUCAGUUAUUGUUUUUUUUCUUCAUUUAUUUGUGUUGUACUGUAAAGAAUUCACAGUUGUGCUUUGUUAUUGUUGUUUUCUUUCAUUGUGUUACUAUAAGUUUUAUGGGUUGUAACAUGAGAUAAACUGAACUGUUCAUUGGCUAUUAAAUCUUGUCUUGAUUCUAUUGUUCUUCAUAUCCUUCUUCCUCACAUCCUUAUUUCUUUCUUUUUUUUCCUCUACAUCCUUACACUCAUGGUUCUCUCUAUGGAAUAGUUAUUCUUAAUGAAAAUUAUAACACCUAAAUAUAUACACAUAGAUAUACGCACGGAAUGACAAGUAUCAUAGUUAUAUAAAAGCGUGAAAAUUGUUCACUGAUCAUAAAAUAAACUAUGAAACAUUGAACAGAUUAAUAAUUAUGUUAUGAUUAACAGACAAUCGAAUUAUUUCUAUUUAAUUAUCAAUUUGUACAUAAUUCUGAUGAAGUUUUACCCAGUAAACACAAAACCGGGAUGAUAAAAAUAUUAGAUACAGAGAAUAAUUCAUGAUUGAAUAAAAUGGCAAUAAUGCACAACGGUUGGAUAUGGCGAAAAUAUAAUUCCCUUAUAUUUAUUGUAUUACUUACUGAACUUUAUACAUAUUUAUGCAAAUAUUAUUAUCCACAUUUCUUGUAUAUCAAUUUUCUGAAUGGAGUUAAUGGUCAAUUAAAUCUUUGGGUAGAUCGUCAAUUAGUUAUACAGAUUAUUGAAUCAAUGCCACAUAAUCAAAAUAUCCCUAGUAAAUUACGUUGUCCAAGAAGACUACCUGAAAUUCAUAGACAUAUACCUGAACAUUUGUUCCUUGUUUUCAAUGGACUACUUUUACACGAAGCACUGGAUCGCAUUUCAUUAUCUGCCCAUAGACCUAUCCCUCCACGCAUUGAUAUGUUGCGCGUUAAGUGGAGAGCUGGUUUUGAACGUUUAACUUACAAUAUUGAUUUGAAGUCAAUGAACCAUACACUACUGCAUACUCCACUUCUGAAUAUUGCCAAAUCUGGUUAUAUACCAGCUACUCAGUCAGAUGUACAAAUUUCCCUACCAUGUACUGGAAGAUUUACUGGUAUAGCUCCAUUUCAAGUAAGAUUAGAUGUUCAAAGAGAAUUUGAAGGUUUAAGGAAAAUUCCACCAAUUUCAUUUAUCGUAUACAAAUAUUGUCUUAGUGCAUCUCAACACACGCGAUUCAUUAUCAAAUGCGAAUGUCGCGCUCAAUGCUUACAAUCAAACACAUACAACCACCGACAUCCAAUUCGAAAGCGCUGUAUCCGACGUUGCAGAAAACGUUUUGGACUAAAUAAUCCAAACCCGAAACAGACUAAAUGAAAACCAAUAUUCGGAGGACAAAGACGAAGAUAUUGUAGAGAACUAGUUUUCCAUUUUGACAGUUAUCAACAUACAUGAUAAAUUCUCAAACGAUAAAUUCUUUAAAACUGAUAGACAUUUAAGUGCUUCUGAAAAACCUAACGUAAUGAAAGUUCCUCUUUUCCAAAAAUUAGAAAUUAAAGCUACCAAGAUUUACUUUAGAUAAUAUUAUACCUGAGCUACAUGCAGUGUAUCUGUAACACGAAUCUAAAAGUGUAACAACAGUGAUAUCUCAAUAACCUAAAUUCAAGGUGUGAACAUUAAUUGUUAUUAAAUUAAUUAUACUACUUUUUACUAAC
Messenger RNA from Schistosoma haematobium, 1831 nucleotides. RefSeq lists its product as uncharacterized. Bases 693 to 1493 code for a protein of 266 amino acids. The transcript has 6 exons. The record is from RefSeq and is a predicted model, not a curated record. Lineage: Eukaryota; Metazoa; Platyhelminthes; Trematoda; Strigeidida; Schistosomatidae.